GGCUCGGAAGGCUGGCGUCCGAGGACUCAGGAAGCCACCAUCACAAUACACACCGUCCGUCGGCCCUGUGUACACAACAAAGUAAAAUAUGUUAAUAAACAUGUCACCGUGCAACUCCACAAUGGAAGAUGAGCUUUCGUCCAUAAUGGACGCACUGGCGAAAGCCGCCGUAUCUGAAAUUACCAAGCUGUUCUCGGAAGGCUCGGCUACCCUUCGCUUACAAAUAACUCGGAGCCUGAAAGAAAAGGAAGCGAUGAAGACGAGGAUGAAGGUGAUGAGGAGGGAGCUGUUUUCUUUGCGGCUUCAAACUAGAUCAAAUGCAUCGCGUGCGGCAAGUCGUUUGGCCCUGGCUCGAGCCAACAUCUGCCGGCCAUGGACUAAACCACUGGGGAAUGAAGACUUCGAGGACUUUGGAGACCACAGCACACAGCGUGGCGCCAUCUCUGAGAGUCUACAUGCCCCUGGCUCCUCUCACAUGUCCAGUCACAGCGAGGAACUGCGGAUCCUGGGCAUCAAUGGAGAAGGGGAGGGCUCACUGGCGGUGGACGGCCGUGACGCCCUCUUCACUGCGUCCGAAGUGGAGGCCCUGAGCCCGCUGUCUGCGGACCACAGCGUGACCAAGAGCCUGGAGCGUGGCGAGCGGUUGGUCUGCCGCGAGGAGCUGACUGUGCAGCAGCAGACCCCAGACACCAUUUUAAUCAAGGAUGAAGAGGAUAUUGGUGGAGCCAUGCCCGCUCUAGAAGACUGCGAUGACUUUGAAGACCGCAGCACAAAGCGUGGCGCCACCUCGGAUAGUCUGCAUGUGGACGCCCCUGGCUCCUCCCACAUGUCAAGUCACAGCGAGGAGCUGUGGAUCCUGAGCGUCGCUGGAAAAGGGGAGGGCCCACUGGCGGUGGACGGCCAUGACACCCUGUUCACCGCGUCCGAUCUAGAGGCCCGAAACUCGCUCCCCGCGGACCACAGCGUGGCCAAGAGCCUGGAGCGCGGCGAGUGGCUCGUCCACCUUGAGGAGCUGACUGAGCAUCGGAGCGGCCGCAAGGGCCGGCCCUGUGUCUUGUUUGGCAAGGGUUUUCCCGACAAUACCAAGAAGACCAUCCCAAUGAUUACCCACACCGGUGAGAAGCCAUACGGGUGCUACCAAUGCACGAAGCGCUUCCAAAAGAAAGCCAAUCUGAAGGCCCACAUGAGGACUCACUCCCUACAGGUGAAGCCCUACAGGUGUGACCAAUGCAUGAAGAGCUUCGUUACCAGCGCUCAUCUGAAGGCCCACAUGAGGACUCACUCGGGGGAGAAGCCCUACAGCUGUGACCAAUGCAUGAGGCGCUUCGGACGGAGCUCCGACCUGAAGCGCCACAUGAGCACUCACUCCCUACAGGUGAAGCCCUACAGGUGUGACCAAUGCAUGAAGAGCUUCGUUACCAGCUCUCACCUGAAGGUCCACUUGAGGAUUCACUCCGGGGAGAAGCCCUACAGGUGUAACCAAUGCAUGAAGAGCUUCAUUGUAGGCUCUCAGCUGAAGAGCCACAUCAGGACUCACACCGGGGAGAAGCCCUUCGUGUGUCUGCAGUGCAACGCCAGCUUCGGCGACCGUAGCACUUUGGCUAGGCACAUGCGCAAGCACAAAGGCAAUGAGGUGCUUUGACACGGAGCAAGGGGACGCUUUGAUUGACACCUCUAUCUUGUAUCGGUUGAAAUGACUGCUGUAGUUUUUUUAUUUUUUAAUGCUUUCCAACUUUUGAUUCGCUUUAUGCUUUCAUUGUUGUAAAUAAUUGAUGUAUGUGUGAUGAAGAAUAACUUGAUCAUGCGAAGCGCAUACGUUCAGUAGGACAAUGAGUGACCAUGAUUCUUUCACAUCGUUGGUUAAUACAAAUUUUGACUGUAUAAAUAUAUGUGCUCCAUAGUCACCAUAAGUAUUUAGCCAAUGGGAUGUCCCUGAAUGAGCAUGUGACAUAGAGGCGAGUUCACCAAGCUGCCGAAAGAGCUGUGGACCUAUGCAGUCCAGACAGCUGCUAUAGUGAGGAACGAACGGACUGCACAAAGCAGACCCUUACUUACGGCUGAAAGGGAAACAACCUUGAACAGGAUGCAAUAGUUUGGUUCAGAGUGCUAUGCUCACAAACAGGACAAGAAAAUUAGACUCAAGGUGUGAAAAGUGAUUUUUUUGUCUGCUAUGACAAGAACAGUUCAGCCUAUAUGGUUUGAAAAGUGCAGAAGCAUAGACUGGUGAAGUUUGUCAACCAAACAAACACAGAGCGGCAGACACAGCGACUGACAUGGCAGCUGUCGAUGAUGAUUCUGAUCUGCAGAAUAGAACUUACUAUACCAGGAAAAAUACUGAUGUGAGUCGAGCCCAUACACAGGACAACGUGCCAGUUACUAUGCCUGAAGUACACAGCCAGACACAGACACUUGAGCACAAGCGUUACCCUUCAAGAGAGAGGAAGAAACCAGAUUACUUGAGUGAAUAUGUGUCUGGCGAUAAUGAGAGUGAUGAUCAAGUACUCACUAACAGAUUAUUGCUAAAAGAGUAGUGACUAACAUACACUUACAUUCAGAGAAGCUGUAACCUCACAUCACUCAAAAUAAUGGGUAAAUGCGAUGGAUGAGGAGGUACAAUCAUUAAAAGAAAAUGAAACAUUUACCCUAACACACUUGCCAGAGGACAAGACAGGAGUGGAGGGUAGAUGGGUUUAUCCUAUUAAAAACAAUCCAGAUGAAUCAGAAAAAUGCAAGGCACGCUAUGUAGCCAAAAGAUACAGUCAGAGGGUUGGUGUGGAUUAUGAGACUUUCUCCUACUGCUAACCUGACUAGUAUCAGAGUCUUGAUGCAAAAUGCAAGAAAACUUGAUCUGACGUCAGAUGGAUGUCAAGACAUUCUACCUACAUGCACCAAUACAUUUUGACAUUUAUAUGGAACAGCCGGAAGGUUAUGAGGUGAAAUCUGGCACAGAUACAAAGUUGGUAUGCAAGCUGAAGAAGUCGCUGUAUGGCGGAAAUUGGAACAAGGUACUGCACAAGUAUUUCAGUGAAAACAACAAAACACAAAUAACAGGCGCAGUACCACAGUGUGUUGUGUAAGCUUAACUGAAAAUGGACCUUUGAUCUCAUGGAAAACCAAAAUGUUUAUUUUUUUUGUUUAUUUUCGAGCUGGUUUGUUAAAGACGCUAAUGUAGCUAACAAUAAACAACGACUAGCCAAUUUCAUGACACAAUCACAAAGUCGCACGAGCACGCCAAAUGACGUAAAAAUGCUCUCGGAAAUGACCGGAAAUGACGGCUCGGAAGGCUGGCGUCCGAGGAUUCAGGAACACACCAUCACAAUACACAACGCCAAGUGUCCGUCUGCCCUGUGUACACAACAAAGUAAAAUAUGUUAAUAAACAUGUCACCGUGCAACUCCACAAUGGAAGAUGAGCUUUCGUCCAUAAUGGACGCACUGGCGAAAGCUGCCGUAUCUGAAAUUACCAAGCUGUUCUCGGAAGGCUCGGCUACCCUUCGCUUACAAAUAACUCGGAGCUUGAAAGAAAACGAAGCGAUGAAGACGAGGAUGAAGGUGAUGAGGAGGGAGCUGUUUUCUUUGCGGCUUCAAACUAGAUCAAAUGCAUCGCGUGCGGCAAGUCGUUUGGCCCUGGCUCGCGCCAUCAUCUGCCGGCCACGGACUAAACCACUGGGGAAUGGUGAGUUGAGUUCCUAUUGUAAUAGAUAGAAAACAGGAGGGUCCAACGUUCAGGGGGCACUAUUCGU
Messenger RNA from Gadus chalcogrammus (walleye pollock), 3742 nucleotides. RefSeq names its product zinc finger protein 394-like. Gene Ontology annotation, cellular component: nucleus. Gene Ontology annotation, molecular function: RNA polymerase II transcription regulatory region sequence-specific DNA binding; DNA-binding transcription factor activity, RNA polymerase II-specific. NCBI's taxonomy places the organism in Eukaryota, Metazoa, Chordata, Actinopteri, Gadiformes, Gadidae. The transcript has 4 exons. Bases 89 to 1642 code for a protein of 517 amino acids. The record is from RefSeq and is a predicted model, not a curated record. Gene Ontology annotation, biological process: regulation of transcription by RNA polymerase II.